CCUCAAGCCCGAGCGCAGCCGCCAGGUCCCACCUGAGGUACCCUUGACCGUCCCUGCCCUCAUUCCACCCCGGAACCCGGCAAUGCUAACCGCUGUCUGUGGCUCUCUGGGCAGCCAGCACACCGACGCGCCUCACUCAUCACCGCCGCGCCUCGACCUGCAGCCUCUUCAGACAUAUCAGGGUCACACGAGCCCGGAGGCCGGGGACUACCCCUCCCCGCUGCAGCCUGGAGAGCUGCAGAGCCUCCCGCUGGGCCCGGAGGUAGACUUCUCACAGGGCUAUGAGUUGCCAGGGGCCUCCUCGCGGGUAACCUGCGAGGACCUGGAAAGUGACAGUCCCUUGGCUCCGGGACCCUUUUCCAAGCUCCUGCAGCCGGACAUGUCACACCACUACGAAUCGUGGUUCCGGCCGACGCACCCAGGCACGGAGGAUGGCUCUUGGUGGGACCUUCAUCCCGGCACCAGCUGGAUGGACCUCCCCCAUACUCAGGGAGCGCUGACCUCACCUGGCCACCCGGGGGCGCUUCAGCCUGCUUUGGGAGGAUACGUCGGAGACCACCAGCUCUGUGCUCCGCCACCCCACCCGCACCCGCACCACCUCCUCCCAGCCGCUGGUGGGCAGCACCUCUUGGGGCCACCCGACGGGGCUAAGGUCUUGGAAGCAGCAGCACCAGAGUCCCAAGGGCUGGAUUCCAGUCUGGAUGCCGCUGCCCGACCCAAAGGCUCCCGGCGAUCUGUGCCCCGCAGCUCAGGGCAGACCGUGUGUCGCUGUCCCAACUGCCUGGAGGCGGAGCGACUCGGGGCUCCGUGCGGGCCCGAUGGGGGCAAGAAGAAGCAUUUGCAUAACUGCCACAUCCCAGGCUGCGGCAAGGCAUACGCUAAGACGUCGCAUCUGAAGGCGCACCUGCGGUGGCACAGCGGCGACCGACCCUUCGUGUGCAAUUGGCUUUUCUGCGGCAAGCGCUUCACGCGCUCCGACGAGCUGCAGCGCCAUCUUCAGACCCACACCGGGACCAAGAAGUUCCCCUGUGCGGUCUGCAGCCGUGUCUUCAUGCGCAGCGACCACCUGGCCAAGCACAUGAAAACCCACGAAGGCGCCAAAGAAGAGGCUGCGGCUGCGGCCCAGGGCGAGGGCAAGGCCGGUGGCGUGGUGGAGUCACCCGGGGGCAAAGGCAAACGCGAAGCCGAAGGCAGCUCGGCGUCCUCCAACUGAGCCCCAUGGAUGUCACAUUCCUGCCUUUCUUUAUAGGGGGGCGGCCUGAGUAAGAGGGGAAGACGGUUAUUUAUUGGUGGUGAGGGGACAGGGAAAGGGGCACUAGGGGUUUUUUAGUCUCUGGGGCUGCACGGGAGGCUGCUUGAAUAUUAUUUAGGCUGCCAGGAGCUGAACACGCCCCUCGCUUCUUCCCUUUCUAUUUCACCCUCCCCUGAGUUUCUGAAGAGGUUCGGACUGUAGAGAUGGCAUGACCUAGGAGUUGAGGGAAAUGGAGAUUGGGUCGGGGCGUUGGGGUAGCUGUCUGGACAUGUUUUUAACUCCUGGGAAUCCGGACAUAAAAGCACCUCGGAACCGCCCAUCGGCCUAGGUCUCUUUCAUCCCCUCUUCUAGUGCUGCUCCCUCUAAAAUUUCCGGAGAGAAAGCAGAGAUGAGGUGGUGGUGGUGGUGGAGGAGCUUGGGGUAGUUCCCCAUAGGGACCGUCUAUCUAGCUUGGAGGGUUAUUACUUUAUGAAGAAUCCCCUUCAGUGAAUUUCUUCUAAACCCUUCCAGAUUCCGUUUGAUAAAGCCAGGAAGAGCAGCUCAGCUCUGCAGCCAGAGCUGUGAGCUAGAGGUCCGAGCUGGAUGGAGUCGAGGGAUCCGGCAGGGAAAUCCUCUUGCGAAGUGGAAGGACUAACCCCUUCUUCUGUCAAGAUUCUUUCUUUCGAAUUCAAUCCUUAACUCUUAGACCCUUAAAAAAAAAAUCGAACUCAGUAGUCCACGUUCCCCAUCCAUCUAGGUAGUUU
Molecule: messenger RNA, 1995 nt
Organism: Rattus norvegicus (Norway rat)
Lineage: Eukaryota; Metazoa; Chordata; Mammalia; Rodentia; Muridae
Gene: Sp6
Product: Sp6 transcription factor
Exons: 2
Coding region: 83-1213 (376 amino acids)
Biological process (GO): epithelial to mesenchymal transition; odontogenesis
Cellular component (GO): nucleus; nucleoplasm
Source: RefSeq, marked provisional